Drosophila obscura is the source of this 440-nucleotide messenger RNA. RefSeq lists its product as uncharacterized. The record is from RefSeq and is a predicted model, not a curated record. NCBI's taxonomy places the organism in Eukaryota, Metazoa, Arthropoda, Insecta, Diptera, Drosophilidae. The coding region runs from base 31 to 366 and encodes 111 amino acids. The transcript has 2 exons.
UUGGUCCGUGCCAUCAUUCGCUGAUCAGUCAUGAUUCGGUAUCGAGGGUGCUUGUCUGCUUUUCUUUUAAUGUUCCACGCUGCGGAGAUUGUCCUGUCGGCUCCAGUCGGGACACCGCUGGAUCUAUCAGAUCGUUAUGUGACCUUCGAUUUAGAGUUUGACAGACAGUCGGACGACCUACCACAAGAACUGGACCUUCAACUGCUGCAAGAGCUACACAGUCAGAAUGGAUUGGAUGUAGUCCGCAUGCAGUUGCUCCAGCUGAAUUUGAUGAAACUGUUGGUCGUCUUGGACGUGCUCAUACUAAUAUGUGUAUAUUUUUAUGCCACGAAAAGCAGUCAGCAUCAAAUCUCAAUUGUAAGCUAAAUAUAAAUUUAUAUAGACUCACUCGACAAAAUAGCAAUGUAAGUAAAUAAAGAAUAUUAAAGAAUAAGCAAAAA